AUGGAUGUUCCUGAGCCCGAGCAAACGCCGUUUACUGCGGUCUCCGCGCAAACCUCGAAACUUGCUAGACAAUACCAAACCUACCUUGAUGCUUCGACGCCAUUCACCACCUAUCGCUGGAUAGGCACCGCUGUUCUUCUACUCGUCUUCUUUCUGAGAAUUAUCUUCGCUCAGGGGUGGUACAUUGUCGCAUACACCGUUGGAAUUUACCUCCUAAACCUCUUCCUCCUGUUCUUGCAACCAAAAUUCGACCCCUCUCUUACACAAGAUGAGGGCCUCGAGGACGGCGACGCAGGCUCCCCUAGCCUCCCCACAAGGCAGGACGACGAGUUCCGUCCUUUCAUCCGACGUCUCCCCGAGUUCAAGUUCUGGCAUUCCGCCACGCGCGCCCUCGCCAUCGGAUUCGUCUGCACCUGGUUCACCAUCUUUGAUAUUCCGGUCUUCUGGCCUGUCUUGGUCGUUUACUGGAUCCUGUUGUUUGUCUUGACGAUGCGCCGACAAAUUCAACACAUGAUCAAAUACCGCUACGUGCCUUUCUCCUUCGGAAAGACCCGAUACGGCCGCUCAUAG
Aspergillus puulaauensis is the source of this 570-nucleotide messenger RNA. RefSeq names its product Rer1 family protein. The transcript is spliced from 4 exons. The record is from RefSeq and is a predicted model, not a curated record. Gene Ontology annotation, cellular component: Golgi membrane. NCBI's taxonomy places the organism in Eukaryota, Fungi, Ascomycota, Eurotiomycetes, Eurotiales, Aspergillaceae. The coding region runs from base 1 to 570 and encodes 189 amino acids. Gene Ontology annotation, biological process: protein retention in ER lumen; retrograde vesicle-mediated transport, Golgi to endoplasmic reticulum.